Messenger RNA from Helianthus annuus (common sunflower), 4114 nucleotides. RefSeq lists its product as uncharacterized. Gene Ontology annotation, cellular component: Ino80 complex. Lineage: Eukaryota; Viridiplantae; Streptophyta; Magnoliopsida; Asterales; Asteraceae. The coding region runs from base 447 to 3872 and encodes 1141 amino acids. The record is from RefSeq and is a predicted model, not a curated record. The transcript has 3 exons.
CGACUCAACUCAACUGAGUAGUGACUCAGUCUCCUCCUCCAAAGCGCCAAACACACCACCAAAACUCACCAUCUCCCCUUCCCCCCGUCAUCUCUCUGCAAAACCACACGCUUCUCUCUCUCUUUAACCCUAAUAAUUCCCCGUUUUUUCUUCUCAAUUAUUACCCACAAUCCAACGGCCCACAUCUCUCCACGUCCCCAUCAUCUUCACCAUCUCUGUAAUCACCUCACCCAUUUGAUCCCCUUAAGAUCCCCUUUCUAGGGUUUCAAAACCCUAAUUCAACUUCUUGCGUCAAUCACACAUUAAACAAUCUCUAAUUGGCUAAAGUUUUGAUUUUUCUUCAUCUUUGAGCUUCCGAUUUUAUGGGUUUUGCGUAACUAAGGGUUUGUGAUGAAUUGGGGGUUUGUGAACUAGGGUUUGAAUUUUGAAAGAAUUUUAGGUUUUGAAUGACGAUUGAAAAGAAUAGUUUUAAAGUUGUUCCGGGUAAUAGAUUAGAGUCUGAGGUAAGUAUGUCUAGUGAAGACGAUGAAUUCGAGAAACGUGGGGCUGACUUAGACGAAGAUGAGGAUGAUUACGAUUCGGGUGCGGGCUCAGAUGACUUUGAUUUGCUUGAGUUAGGUGAAACGGGCGAGGAGUUUUGUCAAAUCGGGGAUCAGACGUGUAGCAUUCCAUUUGAGUUGUAUGAUCUUUCGGGUUUGGAAGAUGUGUUAUCAAUGGAUGUUUGGAACGAAGUUUUAACGGAGGAAGAACGGUUAAGUCUUGCUAAGUAUCUUCCGGAUAUGGACCAAGAACAUUUUAUGAGAACGAUGAAAGAGCUUUUCACGGGUGCGAAUUUUCAUUUUGGAGUUCCGAUGCACAAACUUUUCGAUAUGUUGAAAGGGGGGCUAUGUGAACCGAGAGUUUCACUUUAUCGUCAAGGGCUCGGGUUCUUUCAGAAGCACCGACAUUAUCAUAUGAUUAGAAAACAUCAAAACACCAUGGUUAAUAACCUUGUUCAGAUUCAUGACGCUUGGUCAAAGUGUCGCGGGUACAGCAUUGACGAAAAGCUCCGUGUGUUAAACAUCAUGAAAAAUCAAAAAAGCUUAAUUUACGAAAAAAUGGAAGAAUUUGAUACCGAAUCUUCAGAAGAAUCCGCGGACGGGUUAUGGAGUAACAAGAAGAUAAAAGAUAAUAAACAGAAGUGGGGUCCAGGUCCAGGUUCAGGCCUGGGCCGGGCCCAAUAUCCCGGAUAUCGAGCCAGUCCACCGUUAGCUUUAGAACCAGCGAAUUCCAGAAAGCAAAAUGCGAAAGGAACGUUAAAGGUUUCGGGCUCGAAAAUGUCUACAACCAAAGAACAAGCAAGCCCGUUUGCAUCUCGUGAAGCGAACCCUGGUCCUUCGGUUUCAUCAUCAUUCCUUCCUAGACAAAUGAGGGAUUAUGAAGAACAAACGAUGUAUGAUGUCACGCUUCAUCGAGAUCAUAACUUGAGUGAUAGAUUUGGUAAGAAUUUCAAAGGUUCUCGGGGUGAAGAAUUUCAAGAACCGUAUAUGGGUUUGCCAGUGCCGUUGAAGACUGAUAUGCAUACGUUUGGUAGAAAUCGGACCGUAAACCAGCUGUCUGAUAUCAAAGUGUUGACUGCGAAACCGUCUAAUUCAAGAUUUCCUUUUGAUUACGGGAAGAAGCUAAAACAGAGUGAUUAUAAUAAUCAGAAUCCGAGGGGUUAUGGUCUUCCACCAAUGGAUAGUCAACAAGAGUUGUUCUGGCAUCAAUCGGUAGGAGAACCCGUUGAUCUGUACAGGGCGGGAACGAAGAAGGGAAAAACGGUCAAUACACAAAGUGGCGGACGAGUUGUGGCAGCUGCCGAAGGAAUGCAAAUGUUAGCAAGAGGCGAAGAAACAGAGUCCGAUUCAUCUGACCAAUUCGGUGAAGACGAUGAUGAUAACCCUCUAAUGAGAAGCAAAUGGGCUUACCCGAGUGGUGUGAAAUCUGGGCCCAAUUUAAAAAAACCGAAACUUGGUGGCAAAAACAGCAAUAAGAACAUUAAAGAUUUUGACGGGUCGUUACAAAAUUCAAGAAAGAACAUUGAUCUUCGUGACAAACAUAAGGGUAAGAAUCUUUUUAACGAUGCUAAUGGUGAUGGUCAUAUUGAAGGUAUGUUUUUAAGAAAAACGUAUCCCGGUGGGAAGAAGCGAAAAGGAGAAUCGGGAAAUGACUAUUCUACCCCUCCACAAAUGCACAUAAACAAUUAUGCUAGAAAAAGUCAGAUGGUUGAAGGUUACAGUCAAGAUCGUCAUGAUAUGGUUGACGUAAGAUUAUUAGAAUGCAACUCGGCGACAAAGAAACGUAAAGUAAAAGACGAAUUGAUGUACAUGGAUGAUCAUGAUCAAGAAGGUCAAGGCCAAAGUCAAAGUCAACUUGACGAUGUCUAUGUUAAAAGCGUCGGUAAAAGAAGAUGGGCCGAUGAGAUUUCUAUGGAAAAUAUGAUUUCGGAGGCAAAUGUUAUGGAUAUAGCAGAGGAAGAUGCAGAAUUAGAAACAAAAACACAGAAAAAACCGUUUACAUUGAUUACACCUACGGUUCACACGGGAUUUUCAUUCUCGAUUAUACACCUUUUAUCGGCUGUAAGAAUGGCAAUGGUAACUUUGCUUCCUGAAGAUAAUGUUAACGAUGAGGUAAAACAAGAAGUUGUUAAUGGAGAUCAAGGUGUUACUAGUUGUGACGCUAAUGUAAACCCGAACGUCCCUUCUUUGACCGUUAAGGAUAUAGUCAACCGGGUGCGGUCAAACCCGGGUGACCCGUGUAUUCUCGAAACUCAAGAACCGCUUCAAGAUUUGGUACGAGGGGUUUUAAAGAUAUUCUCGUCCAGAACCGCACCUUUAGGAGCGAAAGGAUGGAAACCGCUCGUUUUGUACAAAAAAUCGAUUAAAUCGUGGUCAUGGGUCGGGCCCGUUUCGCAGACUACAUCAGAUCACGAAAUUGUCGAAGAGGUAACGUCUCCCGAAUCGUGGGGACUUCCGCACAAAAUGAUGGUUAAAUUGGUUGACUCGUUUGCGAAUUGGCUAAAAAGCGGUCAAGAAACAUUGAAACAAAUCGGAAGUCUACCGGAUCCACCUUUGGCUUUAAUGCAAGUGAAUUUAGACGAAAAAGAACGGUUUCGAGACUUACGGGCUCAAAAAAGUCUCAACACGAUAAACCAGAGUUCGGAUGAAAUUCGGGAUUAUUUCCGUAAAGAAGAAGUUUUACGGUAUCUAAUACCUGAUCGGGCUUUCGCGUAUACAGCUGUCGAUGGUAAAAAGUCAACCGUAGCGCCAUCAAGAAAAGGUGCGGGAAAACCGACAUCAAAAGCCCGUGACCAUUUCAUGUUGAAGAAAGACCGACCACCACACGUGACCAUUCUUUGUCUGGUUCGUGACGCGGCUGCACGAUUACCGGGAAGUAUUGGGACACGUGCCGAUGUCUGUACGCUAAUUCGGGACUCGCAGUACAUAGUAGAAGAUGUUUCGGAUGCACAAGUGAACCAAGUGGUUAGUGGUGCGUUGGACCGUUUGCAUUACGAGCGGGAUCCGUGCGUGCAAUUCGACGGUGAACGGAAACUAUGGGUUUACUUGCAUCGAGAACGCGAAGAAGAAGAUUUCGAAGAUGACGGGACUUCGUCGACUAAGAAAUGGAAACGGCAAAAGAAGGAGACGGUUGAACCCGUUGAACCGUCCGAUCAAGGCGGUGCGGUCACGUUGGCGUAUCAUGGAACCGGUGAGCCAACCGAGUUCGAUCUGAGCGUUGAACCGUCUGGCAUCAAUAACGAGUUAUCGGGUCCAAAGAAUGCGACUGAUCAAGGUUUUGAUGAUGGAAGAGAUGAAGAUGUUGAGGUCUUAAACAUCACAAGUGUUUCUUGAUGAAUUUUCUUGAAGAUGGUUAAGUGAAACAGUUUAUUUUUUCUAUAUAACAGGUGGUUUAAGUACUGUUUGUUUUCUAAGCUACGGGUCGGGUCGGGUCGGGUCAGAUGGAGACGUGAUUUUUAUGAGGUGUGUAAUAAGAAAAAUGCUCAUAAACGAAUGGAUAUUAUUUUUUUUUUUUUUAUAUUUGUAUGUAUACACAAUGUUUCUUUUUCUAGCGGAAUUAACAUGAUUUUUGUUUA